UUUGUGGUGUGGGGCGGAGGGUUUUCAAUGCACUCACGGGAAUUCCCCUUCUCCCAAUUUUUCUACUUCUGAAUUUAUGUAAAUAUAGAAUUUAUUGCUCUGUAUUUAGUACUAAUAUUUUUGAAUUUUAUUGGCCAAUAAGAGAGCAAUAAAAUAUAUUUUAUGUAACUUUCAAACUGUGAUUUAUCUGCCCCAAGAUGUCACUACAUUAAAAGAAAAAUCUAAAAAUACAGGAGAGUGCAUAAACCACAAGUAUCAGUUACAGACUUGGCGGUGACAUUUCAAAAAGAUUGCACAAAUAUAAUAAACAAAGCCGGAUUUAUUUACUAACAACAAAAUGAGUCUGCCUUUAUUCAGCUUGCUGAUGUUCUGUUUACCAGCCAUGGUGUCAGGAACUUGUGGUGGACAUUUGUGGAAAGCAUCCUGGGUGGAUAAGCCAAGAAGUGAUCUGCAUUGCAUUCUGGGUGUUUAUUGCAGAAAUACAACAACUCCAACAAAAAGUGAAGAAUAUGACACAUGUUGUAAAUGUCAUUCAUGUGCAGUAUGGGAAGGAAGUGAGUUAGAGCUAUUUAUAGAAUAUGCCUCUGUGUUAGGUGGAAGCUUGGUCCUGUCUGAUCAAGCUCCUAGUGAUACUGAAGUCUAUAAAAUUGAGCAUCGGAAUGCUGAUAUGACAGAAAUUCCAAGCAAUCUUUGCAACUGGGAUUCUGAAUCAAGUCUACAAGAUAAGUAUCCAGAUGAGUUUGAAAAUAUAAAACCCUUCUGGGGGAAAAUUGUGAAGAUUAACUUUGAAAAUAACAAAAUCAAGAAACUUCCAAACAUUAAUUGUUUAGUUCGCCUUGAUGAGAUGAAUCUUAGAAACAAUCAAUUGCAGCAUGUGUCAAAUACUUCCUUUACAAAUCUACGGAAUCUGAGAUCAAUAUCAAUGUCUGGAAACCAGAUCAAAGAAAUUGAUCCAAAUAUUCUAACAUCCAAGUCCCUGCACUAUCUUUUUUAUGUUGACUUCAGUAAAAAUGAAAUGUCAAAACUAGAUGCUUCCAACAUGUUCACCUUGUACCCAUUCUGUAAGAUAGACUAUAGUUCAAAUGAAAUUACAGAUUUAGUAAAUGAAGCAGAUUUUACAAUGGACAUGAACAAAACAUAUGGACCAGGAUAUGUAGGUGUAGCGGAUAAUAAACUUAGCACCUGGCCAGACUUUGAAAUCAUUUUUGGCCUGAAUGAUAUAACAGAACUUGGGCGUUUGAUUAAUUUUGGAUUUGAUUUUCGAGGAAUGAGCCUUGUCUGUGACUGCAAUAUUCAACAAUUUCUGGAGAAAGCAUAUAACAUUAUAAAUGUUUUAUGGAGAGGCUACAUGAAUUUAACAUGCAGUGAACCUGAAAGUGUUGCCGGCCAUCUCGUCUGGGAUAUCUAUGAAAAAGAACCUGAAAGCUUUGUUUGUCCAGUUGAAGAUGGUUGUGACCCAAGAUGUACUUGUGUUGAUGAACCGAAAAAGAACACAUCUUUUAUUGACUGUUCAAACUCCGAUCUACAGCGGUUACCUGAAAUACCUUACUCUCGAUUUUCUUACUUUGUGGCAUUAAAUGUAUCAAACAAUCAAAUAUCAACCAUAGAAAAUGUGUCAUACCUUCAUAGAAUAUCUAUACUGGAUAUCUCUGGUAACAAUCUAAAAGAAAUAAACAAAACUAUAGCAAAUCGUCUUGAAAAUGCCACAUAUAUUGACAUCUCCAACAAUCCAAGACUAAAGCAACUUGCACAAAUGUUCCAGUACCAUAAUGUGUGCUCCCGUCACAUGAAAAACCUUCAAAUAAGCUGUGACUGCCAGUCAAAAUGGAUUGAAAAAUGGGUUCAUUCGAGGUCAUGUAAUGAAUUCCAAAAUAAUUUGUUUCAAUGUGAAAUUCCUAAUAUAGGUAUAAGGAGAGCUCUUGACUUCAAUCCUGAAGAUCUAGAAUGUUCGCCUGAAGGUUUCCUAUUUUUUCUUGAGACAAUAAUAGCUGGGGUUAUUCUGAGCCUUGUCUUAAUAGGAAUUCUUGUGUAUACCUUCCGCUAUGAAUUACUUAUUCUUUGCCUUCGUUUGAGACAGAAAAGUAGAAACAUUGUUGUCCCUCUCUAUGAAUAUGAUGUUUUCCUUUCCUUCAAUGAUGCAGAUGACGAUGUUGACAGAUGGGUAAAUAGUAAACUUGAACCAGAACUUACAAAUGCUAGUUACUCAGUCUUUCAGCCAAACCGGGAUGUUGCAUUUGGGGCUGAAAGAGACUCAGAAAUAAUUGACAUUCUCUCUAAAACACGCAAUUUCCUUGCAAUAAUGUCUGAAAGUUAUCUCCAAGAGAGUGAAGAAGGAAUGAGAUCAUGGACCGAGAACGAAUGGAAAUAUGGAUGGAACAAUUUCAAAACAGACAGAUCCAAGAACAUAGUACUCGUUAACUUUGACUAUUUGUCAUCAUUUGAUGUCAACAAACCACAGAUAAAAGCCUUUCUACGAGUUGGCUGCACUGUUGACUUUAAGAACUAUGACAGGAAAAUCAUGCAGCAAAUCUUUGAAAAGCUUGGGAAACCUUGCAGAAUUCCUUCCCUUGCUGUUAAAACAUUUGACAACAAAAAAGUUAAUUUUAACAAAUAUGACAUCUUUAUGGUUGCAACUACAGAUGUAAAACUUCAUUCUCAUAUGCCUAACAUAGAUGAAGAGCAAGCAGAUAUUCAAUUCAAAAGAAAUGUUUUGAUAAAUACAGGUCACAACAUUGAAUGUAAACCACCAGAAAAUGGACAACAGAAACAUAAAAAAACUUUAAAACCAGUUGAGCAAAGAAAAGUUUGUAAACACAGGAAGUGCUAUGCAUGUAGACAUGGAAGCACAAAUACUUAAAAUAAGUAAAAUAAGUCAUAAAGUUUAAGUUUAGUACAGGAGUUUCUUUUUAUAGUAUAUUAACCUGUGGUUGCAAUUUCACUUAAAAUAUUUGACAUAAUUAUUAUGUACCAUUGCAUAAUAUUUUUAAAAUUAACUUGACAUUGGGUGCGUGAGCCCCAGGUAGCACAGAUAAUCAUAGACCACUUGUACUGCAGGCCCUUUGCUUGGCACCAACAGCCAUUUUCAGGGCUACCCCCUUUUCAUAAUUGUCUCAGGUUGCUGUACAUUAAGGUUCUCAUUGACCGCCGUAAAGUAAUUACUUUUGGCUCAAAAUUCAUAUCUUUGGCUUAAUACUCUGUGGAAAUUGCAUGGAUAUAAAUCAUUACCACUUUGUGCUUCAAAAUUAACCCUUUGAGGGCAAUUGACUGAUGACAUGUCUGGGGUGUGUACUCCAACAGCAAAAACUGCUUUUUGUGCCUUAUGGGUGGAUGGACCCUCAUUUAAAAUAGACUAACAUACAUACAUACAUGGGUAUCAGAAGUUCAUUUAAUUAGGUAUCUCAAGGAGUUUUGACAUUCUGCUGCUAAUUUUUGAAGAAGUCUAAACAUAUCCAAAAGCUCUCUAAGGUUAAUUAAUAAAUUUAUUUAUUUUAGGCAGUUUGCCAUGUAAAUAUACCUCAGAGAUUAUCUUAAUUCACUGAAACAUUUUUGAUAAAUUUGUGAGUAAUUUAAGCAUUUUUUACAGUGGUAAUUAAGAUUAAUAUCUUUUUUUUUUAUCUCAUUGGCAGUCAUCUUGAAAUAUUAGAUCUUUAUUUUUGUUAAUAUAGAUUAAAACAGGGCUUGCUACUACAAUUGUAUUAAGAUGUAUCAGAUUAAUAGCACUGAUUCAUUAGAGUUAUUUUUUUUCUUCAUAUUUUCAGAUGUAACAUUUUUAACAACCUUCAACUGGUUUUAAGUUUAGAUCUUUUAUUCAACUAGUUAAUUUUGAUAAUCAUAUUUUUGGGUAAAAAAAAAUUUCUAUUUAAAUACACAUUGUAAACUGGAUUAGCUUUAACUUAGUUAAGUGUGAAUAAAAACUUAGUUUAAUAAAAUUUUGAUUCAGUUCAUUUGAGUUUUAUUUCCCUUUACAAGGCAAAAGCUGGUGUCAUCCGGACAGAUAGAUUUUCCCCAUUAAAGAGUACUCUUGAGCAAAAUAACAACAUUAAAAUGUAAUAAGUUUUGUUUGUUUUUGGGUUUUACGUCACAUCGACACAGUAUAGGUCAUAUCGCGACGUUCCAGCUUUACUGGUGGAGGAAGACCUCAGGUGCCCUUCCGUGCAUUAUUUUAGGCACGAACGGGCACCUGAGUAGAACCACCGACGUUCCGUAAGCUAGCUGGAUAGCUUCCUCACAUGAAAGCAUCCAAAGUCCCUGUCGGGAUUUGAACCCACAGAGGUGAGGGGCAAGUGAUUUGAAGUCUACGACCUUCACCACU
Molecule: messenger RNA, 4312 nt
Organism: Ruditapes philippinarum (Manila clam)
Lineage: Eukaryota; Metazoa; Mollusca; Bivalvia; Venerida; Veneridae
Product: protein toll-like
Exons: 2
Coding region: 338-2857 (839 amino acids)
Biological process (GO): signal transduction
Molecular function (GO): protein binding
Source: RefSeq, a predicted model, not a curated record